Messenger RNA from Brienomyrus brachyistius, 5667 nucleotides. It is a transcript of the gene ice1, whose product is annotated as KIAA0947-like (H. sapiens). Lineage: Eukaryota; Metazoa; Chordata; Actinopteri; Osteoglossiformes; Mormyridae. The transcript is spliced from 22 exons. The record is from RefSeq and is a predicted model, not a curated record. Bases 160 to 5376 code for a protein of 1738 amino acids.
ACGUGUUGUGUGUACCGACCUGCGUUCGCGUGAUGUUGUGGAAGUCAGGGCAGUAUGUGUUAUAUAUUUUACAUCCGUCUUCGUUUUCUUCUUUUUUCAUUUGAAUAACGAUUCAGCUCGUUUCGUCGUACCGGUUUCUGCUUUGUUUGUGUUGGUACAAUGAUGCCCGGUGAGAAUCAAUCCAAAAUCGCAGGAAUCGCCUCAGAUGCCACUGCAGGAACCUGUCAAAACUGCACUGUUUUACAGCAGAACGUGAAUGAAUAUGUGGCAGCAUUGCUGUCGCUGAAGCAGAAAGUAAUUGAUACAGAUCGCCUCUUAACGGAAUAUGAAGCAAAGUGUGAUGAGCUUCAGAAAUGUCAAAGGGAGUCCAAUGAACUCCAUCAACAGCUGGAUGAACUUCUGGAUAAAAUGGUACCACUGGAAAAGCGGAGCAAAGAAUACGAAGUACUGCGGUCGGAGCUGGAGGAAAAGAAGAGCACCUUGAAAAUGUUCGAGCAGAGAUCCAUGGAAGUGGAUGUCCUAAGAGAAGAAAAUUCCAAGACUGUAGCUCAAAACAUAAACCUUGAAACUCAGCUACAAAAGCUGGAAGAAAUGACAGUCAAGCAGAGGCAAGAAGGCGAAAAGCUUAAAAUGGAGAAAGAGGGCCUAGAAAGAGAGUCACAGAAGAUGCAGAGCUCUUUAAAGCAGUACCAGCAGGCUGCCAGUGAAGUUGAGAGCUUUAAGGCGGAAAACGCUACAAUACUUGCAGAAAAAGAAAACCUUGAACGUCAGCUACAGAUGUUUAAAGACUCAAGCGUCAAGCAGACGUGUGAGAUCGAGGAGCUGAAACUGGACAAACAAGGGCUGGAGAGGAAACUGUGGAAGGCAGAGAAACAUGUGGAGAAACUGGAGAGGGAAAAACAAAAAGAUACAAGAAGUGCGUCCGUUCAGACAAAUUCCCCCAGAGAACCAAUGGUUGAUAAAUCGAAAGUUAAGUUGCUUUUGGAAGAGCUCUGGAAGUGUGUAGAGCCACAGUAUCAACAGACCUCGAAGCUGCUAACCUUUUCUGAUGGAAUCAACGUCUCUAAGGAGAGCUCUCCCAAAGGGAUACCUGGGAGUCCAUUUAAAAUCCAGAACUGCAGAUCCCCAUCAAGAGGCUCUUGCUCUAUGAUAUCAUGCUCUCUCAGUGCGGAGAAGAAAGCACUUGAAAAGUUGGAGAAGAGAGACAGGGCCACAAAGGAGCACUUCAAUGCCGUGGUUGCUGUGGACGGAAGGUCUCUGCUUCCAGCUCGUGAAUUUGCCAGUGUAGAUCUGGGGUCCUCGCCUCCUGUUAAAGAGAUGCCUAUGGAAACGGAAGUGGCCAGUUUAGAGGAGAUAAUGGACUGGUUCAGACCUCUGCCUUCUCUUUUAUCGCCAAUUUCUUCACCAUAUAUCAAGGAAGUUGUGUUUGGACCUGUAUCAGAAUCAAGCGAUGAUGAGGAAGAAGCAACAUCUGUUGGAAAAAUGGGAAGGCCUGUUCAGAUGCUUGAUGAUGGCACCGAUGAUCCGUCAUCUGUGAAAUCUAAAUCCGCAGAUCUUCAGCACUUGAGUUCACUUUCUAAAGACCAGACUGUUGAGCCAACUUCUGUUUCACAAGAGGAUACAGUCAGUACAUUGGCAGAGUCGUCUGAGAGUCCUUGUGCAAAAGAGUCCAUUUCCAUUGGGAAAAAGUUUGAUCGUCUUGAAACAUUUUCAAAUGAGAAAGUCAUGAUGCUAGAGGAAACUUUACAGCAAGAUAGUGGAAUGCAUGCAAUACAUGGUUCUGAUAAGACAUUCAUGGGUAUCCUACCAAAUGGACACAAAGCCGAAGACCACAAAGAGAAUCAUGUGGUUUCAGGAAGCACCUCAGAGUUGUGGCUGCAGUGCACGGGGAAUACGGAGUACACAGACAGCGAUAAUGAUAUUGUGAUGGAGCUGUGUACUCCCCUCAAAGUUUGUCGUGUGAUCAGUGAUCCUCUGGAGGACGUCUCCAUACCUCUGGCACUGUGCAAUGAAAUGGAAGUCAAACAAUCUGCAAAUGAAACGAUUGAGAACGGAAUGGGUGAAAGUGCUGAGCCUUUAGAAGAGGGUGUAGUGACAGAGUUAAGGGGCUCUGAGACGCUUUUAAAGGGUGGCCUGAAGCACAAGGAAAACGGAGUCUGCUUGAAUGAGAUCUCCCCAGGGGAGGAUGCUGCCUUACUAUAUGCAGAUAAUGAGACAAUAGGUACAGUCCAAGUGAGAAACUCCUCUCUUCAACCAAAGCCGAUACUUACAGCUGCUAGUGAAAUUUCUCAACCAAGCAAUGUACCUUUCAAUAAAGAAGACAGACCUGAUAAUAAAUUAGAGCAUUUAGUUUGUGGUGGGGUGGAAAAUUACAUUCCUGAAAAGGACAGUGCAAAAAUAGAAUCGGGUAAAGCAGAUGAAUUAUUGUCUGAUGCCCUUAAGUUGUCUCCUGGUCUAGGCUGUUCAUUACAGUCGCAAAAGGUACCUGACUCAAAGGAGGCUGCUAAAAAAGUCCGUGAAGAUUGCGAAGCCUCCUGUGUAGUACCUUUUAAUCCUGACUCAUCUCCUGUGCAUGUAUCAGUAGAGGCUACCUCAGAAGACUUGGCGUCAAAUAGCGAAUCAUCAGAUGAGUCCUUCAAGCUGCACAGGAAAGCUAAAAUGACGCACCAGCGCACCAGUAGCCAGAUUUCCUCUGAACAGAUGAAGGAUCUGAGAUCUGAAGCAAGAUGGAUCACGUGUGAUGAUAGGGAAACGAUACACGGCUCUCUAAAGGAGCACAUAAAUCAUGCACCAUCCGAUGAGCCAUGCAAGACGGAUGCCAAUUUCUCAACGAUCCUCGAAAUGAAGAGGACCAAGAGCGAUCUGAAGAACUGUGCUAGUAAGGCUAUGAUGAUAGAAACUGAUUUGGUUUUGGAGAAUCAUGAGAUGGUAAAUUAUUCUGAAUCAUCAUCGGAAGAGGUGAGAUUACAAGACCAAAACCAUUCUGACAAAGUUUCCUUACAGCCACAGGAUGAAAUGGCAGAUGGAAAUUCUUUCAGUUCUUCUGCAGGUACAGAAUGUAUCUUGGUGUCAGCGCCAGAUUUUCAGAGGGGGGGUGAGGAAACUGAUAAAAGUGCAGCUGAUGAAAAGGUAUCAUGUAGAAGAUGCGAGAGCAUAAAUGAAACUUUAGAUGGGGAAAACAGUGAACGGUUUUCUGAAAACUCCACCCAAAAUGAAACAUCAAAGGAAUGUAUUGUUCCUGGUCACAUGUCACAGUGUUCUGGUAAUGGACAAGAAGUAAUGAAGGUGACAAUGAAGGCUGAGGAAUCCAUCAUACUAAGCCCUUCUGUGCAAGUUGCAGUCAUGCAGUCAAUGAAGGUGACAAUGAAGGGUGAAGAAUCCAUCAUACUAAGCCCUUCUGUGCAAGUUGCAGAGGCACCAGGUGCAAGGUCACCAGAAUGCAUAAGGAAGGUCAGAUCUGAGAUGGGUCCUCCUCUUCCACCUUUGCUUCCACCGCUUACUGCAACUCCUACAAAACCGUGCACUCAUGACUCUUCCUCAAGUUUUAUUCCUGGCAAGUUGUCUUUUUCUUCUCCGAAGCAUGAGUUGUCCUCACCUCGGCAUGGGAAGGUGGUACCUCCUCCUUUUGUAUCUCCGCUUACAGGUGGACCAAAGGACGUAUCUCCAUCUUUGGCCCCUCAGUCCCCCUCUGACACAAAAUGUGAAAGAAUACUUUCAUCUCCCUUGCAGUUCUGCUCGGCGACUCCCAAGCAUGCUGUUCCUGUUCCCGGUAGGUUUCCCCCUUCUGCUUUGAGUACAUCUUCUGCAUCCCCUACUGCAACCCAGGAGAACUCUGUCCGAAUCCUCGACACCAUGUAUCCUGAACUGUCUGCUCGAGCUCGGACCCUCAACAUUCUGAGGGGGAACGUCACUCUUAGCAGACCUGUGGCCGAGAAUGGAAAGGCAGUACCUGUUCCGGUCAACCAGAUUACAGGUUACAAAUCCAUCAAUUCGUCUUCCACUGCCUUCACUAAAACUGGGAAAUCUUACGAGCCUGACAGUUGUAGUGCCGAGGAGUCAAUGGAGAAUGCACGCAAACUCGGUUGUACUUCUACCCGAGAAGAAACGAGGAAAAGACCAGGUGUAAAUGUACUUUUGCCGGUAAGUGCCAAAAGGCUUCGGCUUGAAGAUGGCACCCAAGCUACUCCCAGCAUCGCACCUCCAACUAGGCCUCUCGGGGACCAAGAAAAGUUUCAGCAAGUCACAUCUCAAGUGCCUAAAGAAGACUUACAGCCUGAAUGCCCUCAGGAUGUCAGUGUGGUGAACGGUACGGUGGAAAUAAUUUCAAAGGCUUUGACAAAAAUCGGAACAUCCUGCUUCGAUGUAUUGCCAGUGAUUAGAAGCCAUCUCAAAAUUGGGAGGAUUUCAAAGGUGCCAGUGCUGAGGGAUGAGGAGCGAGAAGUCAUCCGCGAGUUUUGCGGCAUUAAUAAGUCUUUGGCAGAUGAGUUCCUCUCUGCUGUCUUGUCAAAGAUGAAGAGUGAAAAGGACACCCUUAGCGCGGACCACAUGCAGUGUCUCUGCAGGGUCUAUACAGGGUUAUGUCGGCAGAGAGAUGAAUCGGAAAGAGUUCAUCUCUUUGCCUACUGCAUCUUGAAAGAAGAUUUCCCCGAGUCAGCAAAGUUAAUUUUGUUCGUCGUGACAACGUGGUAUAACAUUCUGUUCCCACACUCGGGGAUCGUGUGCAAUGCCAUGCACGCAGUGAUUAAGGAGCGAGCGGAUGGGGAGGUCCUGGAAUGCCUUACCAAGUAUCUUGACUGGGAGAUGAAUCCUCCCUGUGACAUUGAGAAGAUUAUUAUGAAAACAUUAAUCCCACUCCAGAUGGGAGUAAAUAUGACAUUCCAGCAGCAUGAGAGGCAUGGAGAUGACCUAAACCGGGCGGCUUGGGAAUACGUGUAUGCACUCGAUCUACUGUGCACCCAGAAGAAGUGGAACUGGACAUAUGAGAACUUAAUAUCAAAGGAACUUUGGCCUGUUAUGAACAAGUGGGUGACACAACCAAGAAAUCAACCACCUAGCAUUCCAGAUGUUUCCGUAGCAUCUGUUUUAAGAUUAAUUGGACGACUUGGCCAGUUGGGAAUUAAGGAGAGAUCCAUCGUUUCUGUAAGAAACGUGGCAAAAGUGAUCAACACCUUCGGCAGACACGGACAGAAAGAAGGUGUGCCGUGGGCAGUCCAGUUGGCGGCCGUCUACACGAUCUACGACUUGUCGCCCUGCAACCCUAAAGAGGCCAUGGAGACUCUGGCGGCAUGGCGAGGAGAAACUACGCAUCCUGUGGCCCCCGCGGUCACCAGCUGCAUCACGCAGCUCGGAUCCAUCUGCCGACAAGUGAAGUCGUGAGGUCAACUCGUCAGAGGGACGUGCGACAGCAGCUCCCUCGACUAGCCCAUCGAACGCUAUAAAACUAAUUGCAUUUUAAGCUCAGACCAAACUGCUUGCCGUCUUGCCUUCUGACCAGGUUUUAGCAGAGUUCGGACUUUACUAUCGUUGUUGAUUUUGGAGCUAGAAAAUCAAAGCCAUGUGUAUAUAUGUCAAAACCUUGAUUAUUUCAGUUGUAAAUGUUUUGUAAAUGUCCAGUCCUCCUUGUUUUGUAUUUUCUUUUAAAUAUUAAAAGCAGUAUUCAUUGUGGUA